Hypanus sabinus (Atlantic stingray) is the source of this 6227-nucleotide messenger RNA. It is a transcript of the gene mtss1, whose product is annotated as MTSS I-BAR domain containing 1. Gene Ontology annotation, cellular component: actin cytoskeleton; cytoplasmic side of plasma membrane. The coding region runs from base 259 to 2154 and encodes 631 amino acids. Gene Ontology annotation, biological process: cell projection assembly; plasma membrane organization. The transcript has 14 exons. The record is from RefSeq and is a predicted model, not a curated record. Gene Ontology annotation, molecular function: actin binding; phospholipid binding. Lineage: Eukaryota; Metazoa; Chordata; Chondrichthyes; Myliobatiformes; Dasyatidae.
ACCGAGCGGCCGCCCCCGGAGAGGAAAAUGGGAGCCGGGGGCGAACGAGAGGGUCAGUGAGGGCGGUAGUGAGGGAGGGAGAGAGACUCACACACACACACAGAGACAGAGCGAGGAGUCGCAGCCGGGAGCCGGGAGCCGGGAGCCGCCACUCGCUACAUUCUGAUACAAUGUAUCCGUGCGGCGUCUGAGCGCCGCCACCGUCCCAGAGCCCGGCUGUCCGGUCGGACCAAGUCCCGGAGAGCCGGCGCCGUGAAGAUGGACGCGGGAGGAAUGGAGAAGGAUUGUAGCGCGCUCGGCGGCCUCUUCCAGACCAUCAUGAGCGACAUGAAGGGUGGGUACCCGGUCUGGGAAGACUUCAUCUCGAAAACCACAAAGCUGCAGUCACACCUCAGGACAACCAUCGUUAUCGCAGGUGCCUUCCUGGAUGCCUUCCAGAAAGUGGCAGACCUGGCCACAAACACGCGAGGAGCUACAAAGGAGAUCGGUUCUGCACUGACCCGAAUGUGCAUGAGGCACCGCAGUAUUGAGUCCCGGCUCAAACAACUCACUGUGGCCUUAACGGAGAGUUUGAUAAACCCCUUGGAGCUCCGGAUUGAAGAGUGGAAAAAGGUCGGCAACCAGCUCGACAAAGACCAUGCGAAAGAGUGCAAGAAAGCCCGACAAGAGAUUAAGAAGAAAUCAUCCGACACACUGAAACUGCAAAAGAAAGUUAAGAAAGGGAAGGAGGAUGCACGACUGCAGCUGGACAGCGUGCUGCAGGAUGUGAACGAGAAGUACGUGGUGCUGGAAGACACUGAGAAACAGGCGGUAUGCCGGGCGCUGAUCGAGGAACGAAGCCGCUUCUGCACCUUUGUCGCCCUGCUGCGGCCCGUGCUGGGCGAGGAGAUUGGGAUGCUUGGGGAGGUUACUCACCUACAGACUAUCCUGGAGGACCUGACUGCCCUGACGGCUGACCCGCAGACACUGCCCCCGGCCAGUGAGCAGGUGAUCUUGGAUUUGAAAGUGACGGAUGACUACAACUACACGUAUCACACACCACCCUCCUCGCCCAGCGGGACCUUAUCCCGAAGAGGAACUGUCACCAGUUCUUCCAGCGGUGCCCUGCUCCUCUCUACAGUGAGCAGACAGCCCAGCAUCACCAGCACAGAGUUGCCUGCACCCAUGGACAACAUCCAGCGGCAGCCGCUGCCCGUCCCCGUCUCCAUCUCGCACCACGGGCAGGCCUGGACCACGUUACCACCCUCAGACUGCGGUCAGGCCAGUGGAGCCCCCCUCCCAACUGUUGGACACAACGGAGCCCCAGGAGGUUGUGCAUACAGCGCAGAGAGACCCCGGGCAAUGACGGCCACGGCUACCUACAAGAUACCGCCAUUCCCUGCCCUGACGUUGGGCUCCGGGGCCGUGGGUGAGAUGCAGAGACACAGCCGGGACUCACUGCUGUGCUCCAGCGGCUACAACACUCAGACCACCACUCCCUCCGUCUCCGAGGACACCAUCCCCACACACCCUGUGAAGAAGGAGACAUCUCUGGUGGUGGUGGAUUACGACUACAUCUCCCUGCAUGGUGAGCAGGACCUGACGGACCAGAUGAAUUUCGACAAGUCGUCCACCAUCCCGAGGAACAGCGACCUGAGCCAGAACUACCGCCGCAUGUUUCAAGACAAGCGUCCAGCCUCCACCGUCAGCCUGCUCACCGAACUGGAGCCAGCCAUGCCCUCUCACAUCGCCACCAUCCGCCGGAAGCCAUCCAGCAAACCCGGCCGCCGGGGUACGGUCAGCGGGGUGCCCAUCCCCAUCCGCACUCCGGUGGUGCCUGUUCCGGUGCCCGGGGGGCACCCUGUUGGCCGGUCAGGCAGUGAGGAGUGGGUGGUCCCUCAGGCCACGCGCUGCGGCCUGGCACAGGGAAGACGUGGUCUCUGUAGUUCGGCACAGAGUCUGUGUACCAUACCGAGCUACGUACCCCAGCCUGUGGCCACCGGCCUCAACCUCAUCCCCACUGGCAACGGAUUGCCAGCACAGCCAAUGGGGGUGACAGACCCCAGUCCAGACCCCUCGCCCACAGAGCCCGGUGACGUCCUGUCCAUGAUCCGGCGCGGCGUCAAAUUGAGGAAAACUGUCACUGAUGACCGGUCCGCACCAAAGAUCAUCUAGGGUACGGCUGGGAUGGCUCGGUCCAGCACUCUCACUCUCUGACCCGCCCUCCCUCCCCCCUCUGAACCACCCUCCCUCCCCCUCUGAACCGCCCUCCCCCUCUGAACCGCCCUCCCCCUCACUGACCCACCCUUCCUCCCCCUCUGAACCGCCCUCCCCCUCACUGACCCAGCCUCCCUCCCCCUCUGAACCACCCUCCCACCCCCUCUGAACCGCCCUCCCCCUCACUGACCCACCCUCCCUCCCCGACCCACCCUCCCACCCCCUCUGAACCGCCCUCCCCUCACUGACUCGCCCUCCCCCUCACUGACCCGCCCUUCCUCCCCCUCAGAACCACCCUCCCUUCCCCUCUGAACCGCCCUCCCCCUCACUGACCCACCCUUCCUCCCCCUCUGAACCGCCCUCCCCCUCACUGACCCAGCCUCCCUUCCCCUCUGAACCACUCUCCCACCCCCUCUGAACCGCCCUCCCCCUCACUGACCCACCCUCCCUCCCCGACCCACCCUCCCACCCCCUCUGAACCGCCCUCCCCCUCACUGACCCGACCCACCCUCCCACCCCCUCUGAACCACCCUCCCACCCCCUGAACCGCCCUCCCCCUCACUGACCCGCCCGCCCUCCCCCUCUGAACCACCCUCCCUCCCCCUCACUGACCCGCCCUCCCUCCCCUCAUUGACUCGCCCUCCCCCUCACUGACCCGCCCUUCCUCCCUUCUUGCUGCCUCUCUCUCUUCCCCCCCCCUCCCUUCAUAUGACUAGUAGUUGGCCUUGGACUGAGUCCCCACCGUGAGCCCUGGUCAGGACCUUCCCUCAUCCCUGCUUCCCUGGGGGGGGUAAGCCUCUCACCACAGAGAAACCCUCAGCAUCCUGAGUGCUUGUGGACAGGGGACCAUCUCACACUCCUCAAGGUGGAGGUGACACUGGCAGUGCAGGCAAUGUCCAAGGUCGACCUCGGCUCCCUGGGGGGGUAGUGGAGGUGAUACCUCAUUCCUUCCACACCACAGGCUGGUGAGGAAAGGCGCAGUGGGAAUGCAGCGAUUCACAAGCAAAGCUGAGUUGUCAUCUCCUUCCUGGCCUCACUGUGGUGAAGCUGAAGUAUACUGUGCAUCUGCUGAGGACUUGCAUCCUGUGGAAAGUUCCACUGGUUUUUGGCAAACAAAAAAGUCGCACAGAAACCCCAUCAGAUCUCUUGUAAACCCGCGCGGUGCUUGGCUGGUGGGCGAAUCCCAUUGGCUUCACAUUGACGGAUAUUUAUUGAGAAAGCUUCUGGUUGUUCAGUGGAUUUGCUGCCUUUAAUGUUCCACCACUCCCUGAAGCAAAAGUCUUUACUUAGUUCAGAAUAUAGUUUGUAAAUGUUUGAUUUCUGUUUGUGCUGGUGCCUAUUGCUUUGUGGUGAGGAGUUGUCCUCGAGCUUCAACAGCCCCUCCUCAUCUGUGCUUUUCACUUAACUGGGCAGUUUUUUGUCAUUGUUGGCACAUCCAAAGUGUUUCGGUUUUAAAAGAUGUUUGUUAUUUUUAAAAAUAAGUUUUAAAAUCAGAAGCUUAGUGACAAUGAAUCUCUCCUGUAAUUGAUAGAUUUUUAUAACUUGCUUGGGUGCCCUCUGACUCUGGCAAAUUCCUAUUGACCUUUGUCCCAGUGCCCUCUGACCCUGCUGCUCUGCAGCCUCAUUGCGAGUCAGCCUGGAUGUCUGGGAUGACUGGUGACCCUCGCUUGUUCCUCCAAGUGCCUCUUCCUACUAAAUGUGCCAAACUCGGCCUCUGACAACCAACUGGCCUUUGGGGAAGUCAGUGACAGACCGGGAUACAAAUAUUGUCUAUUGGAGUGGCUACACCUCACUCGCUGUCCACCAACCCAGCCAGAAAUGCUCUCUGGGAAAACUGAUUGCAACACUUAGCUCCAAACUGAAAUAAUCUUAGAUUGCAGCUGAGGGUUAGUGAAUCUGAGGUUUGUUCCUGCAUCACCACAGACUGAGACCGCGUCCCUGCCUGUAUCCCCCUCCCAACGGUCACCUACGGACUGAGACCUCGUCCCUAAUUGUACCCCCCUCCCAACGGUCACCUACGGACUGAGACCGCAUCCCUGCCUGUAUCUCCCUCCCAAAUGGUCACCUACAGACUGAGACCACGUCCCUGCCUGUACCUCCCUCCCAACGGUCACCUACGGACUGAGACCACGUCCCUGCCUCCCAACGGUCACCUAUGGACUGAGACCAUGUCCCUGCCUCCCAACGGUCACCUACGGACUGAGACCACGUCCCUGCCUGUAUCCCCCUCCCAAUGGUCACCUACGGACUGAGACCAUGUCCCUGCCUCCCAACGGUCACCUACGGACUGAGACCACGUCCCUGCCUGUAUCCCCCUCCCAACGGUCACCUACGGACUGAGACCACGUCCCUGCCUCCCAAUGGUCACCUACGGACUGAGACCAUGUCCCUGCCUGUAUCCCCCUCCCAACGGUCACCUACGGACUGAGACCAUGUCCCUGCCUCCCAACGGUCACCACGGACUGAGACCAUGUCCCUGCCUCCCAACGGUCACCACGGACUGAGACCAUGUCCCUCCCUCCCAACGGUCACCACGGACUGAGACCAUGUCCCUCCCUCCCAACGGUCACCACGGACUGAGACCAUGUCCCUCCCUCCCAACAGUCACCUACGGACUGAGACCACGUCCCUGCCUGUACCUCCCUCCCAAAUGGUCACCUAUUGAGGGAGCUUCCAGUUUGUGCUUCCACUGGUGAACUGAACCAGUUAGGUCAAGUAGUUACAGAGCAAAGGCCUAAAGGAUGGUGGAAUGGUAAAGCCUAGGGGGCUGUUCACUGCUUCAGAUUUGCAGUACUCGCUGUUGGUGAAAUUGGCCAGUCGCAAUGGCCACAGCUAGAAUAUGUGUCCACAUCUAUAACCCCAGGCUUGGAGGCCCUUGGACCCAUUACCAGCACAUCCUCCCAGCCCGUGUGGAUCCAGAGAAUACUCUGCCAAUGAGGCUGCACUGGGCUGAUUCACCCCACCCCCGUGCAUCCAUUCAUGGUUCCUGUGGGAUACGGAGAGAGAUUUCUGCUAAUUGGACCUUGAUGUCCUGGCCAGAUCUCCCAGCCCAGAGGCGCUGGGGGCAGGGGAUGAGCAACACUACAAAUGGGGAAGGAGCCACUGUCUCAGGGGUGGAGAUUGCUCCCCUGCGGUCAAGGGUCAGUCAGGUUGUCUGACUGGCUUCAUCGUUCCCACAGCCCUGGAGUCCAACAGGCAGAGCUCAUCCCCUGCCUGACGGCACCCUCCUGAACCAGAGGGUGCUGAGGGUCGGGCACUGGGUUCAGGGAACGAAGUGGGUGGCUGCCACUGGCCCAUCAUCUCUGAAAAGCACAAAUGUUGAAUUUACAGGAGUAUUUUUGCAAUCUUUGCACUUUAGGCCAGAAUCUGAUUCAUGGGGAGGGGAAGAGACUCAGAGCUUUAUUAAACGCGGUAAACUUCGGAUUUUUUUUUUGUGUUAUUGAUGUAUCCAUUGCAGUUCGAGGUUUGGCUGCAUCCUACUGUGUCAAAGGUGAUGGCAGCAACUUUAUUUGACAGUUUUUCAUUGAGGUUUUCUGCCAGGGUUUUGAAAACUGGUUAUUAAUUCUUUAAUAAAAGUUGAAGAGACAAAAUUCCUUUUUUGUACAGAUUGAACUCUAGAUUUGGACAAACUCAUCGUCUCCCCAUCAGAGGUUUCCAAUUUGGCCUCGACUCUGUUAAAUUGAAUUCUCAGCACUGUUUUUGGCACCGAGGCUGCGGCAGACAGGCAGGAAUGGGCAGACGGCACUGGCCAGACAGCAGAGCCCACAACUCAGCCAGUCUCACAGGAGACACCAACUGGCCAGGUAGAUAAAACACAACUGCCUCCCUCGGUCGCUGCAUCAAACACUAACAGCCAGGUCCAGGGAUCGGAGCGAAACGAGCUUCAGAACCCUAACCUAUCGGAUGAGGCCGUCUUUUGGUUCCGUCUGUUGAACCGAGGCAGACUGUCGUUUUUUCUCUUUGUGUAAAGAUUAUAAUAUUUCCUCCUUGUAGUCCCUGCUGCAGUCUUCAAUUAAAGGAAUUCGAGGUCA